Messenger RNA from Spodoptera littoralis (African cotton leafworm), 1431 nucleotides. The record is from the annotation of a GenBank genome assembly. NCBI's taxonomy places the organism in Eukaryota, Metazoa, Arthropoda, Insecta, Lepidoptera, Noctuidae.
AUGUCGCUAAAUAAACUAGUAGGCGGAGACUGUGGGGGGAACAAUUCUUUGGUGCAACUAUCGAAUAUUGUGCGUCGUGAUGCUGCUCUACAACAACCACUCUCACAAGCUGACAGGUUUGUUAACGAAUUCAUGGCACAGAAUUCUCAGACACCACAAACCUUUAAUAUGAAUACUCUUCUCAAUAAUUUGCCUCAAGAGAAAGCUACCAAGACCACACCUGGUCCCUCGACAUCAUCAUACGUUCCAAACGUUAAUACUCACAUGAACAGAUCAUGGACAGCAGGCCCGUCUCCUUCUUAUAUGACACACAGUGUCAUGCCCAACUAUCCCAUGUUGCAGCAACCUAUGAUACUCCCACAAGCAAUUGCAAUGCCCAAUCCACAAAUACAAUUUAUCAAUGAAGCUGCAGUUGCAAACAUGGCAAGUGCUGAUGUUCAAGCUAAAGCUCAAGAGUAUGUUAAUACUAUGAAGAAUGACAGUGACUUGGAAUAUAAUGAAUUCAUGUCCUUUAUGAAAAAAAUAAGUGCUGGAGAAAUCCGCUUAGGCGAAGAUCCUGGCCCAGAUCAGGCACAAAGAAAAAUGAGCAGAGAGGAUAUAUUAGAUGAAAUGAGUGAAAAAUACAAAGAAGAGUGGGAUAAACUUAGUGAUGUUAAUAAUUACUGGGACUCUGAAACUGCAAAUGGGAUUGCUAAAGAAUAUGCCUUCACUGAAGGUAAUGUUAUGCUGGAAAACAAAAGUGCUUUGGACAUUGGAAAGGAAAAAUUGAAAAUGGGUGAUAUUCCUGGAGCUGUCUUGUGUUUCGAAGCUGCUGUACAACAGCAACCAGAAUCAGCAGAGGCCUGGUUCCUUCUAGGUACAACACAAGCUGAAAAUGAACAAGAUCCUUGGGCUAUAACAGCUUUGAAAAAAUCUUUACACAUUGAUCCUACACAACUGGAAGGAUAUAUUACAUUGGCAGCAGCAUAUACCAAUGAAAACAUGCCUAAGCAUGCUUACAUCUCUUUAAUUAACUGGUUAAAGGCCAGUCCAAAAUAUUCUAAUCUUGUGCCUGAAGAUAUAGAUCCAAUGAAAUUGGAGGUCAAGGAGUUGGAGCGUCAUGUAAAGUCAUUAUAUCUUAAAGCAGUGCAUUCAAAUGCUAAUGAAAUUGACCCAGAUGUCCAGAAUGCUAUGGGUGUAGUGUUCAAUAUCAGCCAAGAAUAUGACAAAGCUGUUGAUUGUUUCCAGACAGCUUUGAUGGUAGCAAGCGAUAAUGCAAAGCUAUGGAACAGAUUAGGAGCCACUUUGGCAAACAGUGACAAGUCAGAGCAAGCUGUAGAUGCAUAUCGCCAGGCUUUGGGUUUGGAACCUGGAUUUAUACGAGCUAGGUACAAUGUUGGAAUCACAUGUAUGAAUUUAGGGCUCACAAAGAGGCUGCAGAGCAUUUCUUAG